UUCAGCUUCCUUUUAUGAUCACCAUGGCAUACGCGCUAUCGCCAUUUUCAGUUUUCACCGGUGGGAUACCCGGACAGUGUAUGUGAAUUUCUACAAGUUUACCAAAGUCAUGGUCUUUUUCAAGAAAAAGAAGUGUUUCUAACGAUCUCAGAGACGGUGGAUAGUGUAGCAGGAGUGGAAACGACAUCCGCCUAUGUGCGGAACAAGUGCGGCGGCUGGAGAGAGAGGAGCUGCAGGCCCUGCCACUACACCCUCUUCUGAUCCUUCCACCUCCUCCUCCUCCUCUUCCUCCUCAGGAGGUGACUCUUCGUCCUCCUCAACUGCUAGCAGGCUGUCUCCAAGCAACAUAGGUGGCAGCAGCAGCAGCAGAAUGCCGGCUUCCAGCAGCGAUGAUCCGGUCAGCAAUGCGCUGCAUAUGUCACUUUUGGCCAACAAGUGUUCGACGCUGAAAUGCAACUCGAACGGCGAGGGUGAUAGCAGCGGUGGUACAUCUCUGGACAAUAAACUGGUUGCCUCGACGAAGCGUGUGCUGCUAUCAGAGAUUGCAUUCGAAAAGUGCAGCAGCUACACGUCGACAGUGCUGGACUCUCUCAAACAGCGAUACAUAGUGCUCAACACAAACGAUACUUGUGCGGCUAGUGGUGGGGGUAAAGUGAGUGGUAGUGAUGAACCGGCGAAAAAGACAAAAGUUACAGACAAACAGACGCCGUGUGAAGGGGGUGACGGCCUGCCCAGGCCAAAGAUAGUGCUAUACUCGGCCGACAGUGUGCAGCUGGGAUGGCAGGGCUCCGCCCCUGUCGGCGCCGGCAUGGUCAACCUCAGGAACACCUGCUACCUCAAUUCUACGCUACAGGCACUGUUUCAUGUUCCUUCUUUUGUUAAUUGGCUGUUGAAUGACAAGAGUCACGUGUCCAAGUGUCAGCAACUCAAUGGUCUCACCCACUCAGAGUGUCUGAUUUGUGCAAUGAAGUCAGUACUUAUUGCCCACCGUAGUACAAAUAACGCGAUAAAGCCCAUUCAAAUCUACUCAAAAUUAAAAUUGAUUUGCAAGCAUUUCGUGCAUGGUCAACAAGAGGACGCCCACGAGUUUCUGCGCUACCUCAUUGAAAGCAUGGAACGGUCCUACCUCAACGUGGUUGGAGGACUCAAACUUGAUAGCUACAGUAAGGAGACAACUCCGCUGAAUCAGAUAUUCGGCGGUUACCUCCGUACUGAAGUGACAUGUUUGGUGUGCGGCCACGUGUCAACGACGUUCCAGCACUUUGAGGACCUGCCGCUGGACAUCAGGCAGGUGAGCUCGGUGGAGGCGGCCUUGGAGACGUACUUCAGCCGCGAGCAGCUCGGCAACGAUGCCUACAAGUGCGACAAGUGCCAUCGGCGCGUCAACGCCACUAAGAAGUUCUCGCUGCAGCGUGCGCCCAAUGUGCUCUGCUUGCAGCUCAAGAGGUUUGGCAUAACAGGCGGCAAGAUGAGCAAGCACAUAUCGCUGCAGAUGAGCCUGGACAUGGCGCGCUACAUGCACGGGGGCAGUGGGGGUGGUGGUGGGGCAAAGGGGCGGGGAGGGUGUCGCUACCGACUGGUGUCGAUGAUAUCGCACAUUGGGCCGUGGUCGGGGUGUGGCCACUACACGGCAAUGGCUGCCGCUGCCAACGGACACUUCUAUCUGUUCGACGACAAUCUGGUGCGGCAAAUGUCAGUGUCGAACGUGCUCUACAACUCGAACGCCUAUGUGAUGAUCUACGAACUGGAGCCGUCCUCCUCAUCCUCUUCUACCUCCACUUGCUCCUCCUCCUCCUCUCUAUCCUCUUCUUCCUCCUCCUCCUCCUCUUCAUCCUCGUCCUCCUCCUCGUCUGCCCUCCAUUCGCAACAGCGUUCGUUGUCCAAUUGCAAUUCGUCGCCAUCUGCCUCCAACGGUGGCAGUAGUAGUGGCACAAGUGGCGGGAAAAUAGUUCAAAAUGGCGGCAGCAGCAACGGAGAGGUUAGCAAACAGUCGUCGUACUUUUCACCUUCACCGUCACCCUCUGGCGGCCAAGCGAGCAGUCGAGUGCUGCCGCCUCUGUCUCUCUCACACGUCAACUCAAACUCGAGUUCGAACUCCAACUCGAGUUGUAGUGCAAGUGCACCUGCUGCUAACACAACGCCACCUCUACCACCACCCCCACCACCACCGCCACCUCCCAAACAGCAAGAAAGAGCUGCUAGUACUCCUUCUUCUUCUACUUCUUGUUCCUCCUAUCCGAUGACAUCAUCAUCAUCAUCAUCUUCUUCUACUACUUCCUCCACUUCGACACAACGCCAUCAUAACUUGGUGGUACUAAAGCAACACCCCAACAACACCUAUAGCAAUGGUGGCGGAAAACUGACCAAUGGCAGUGCAAAACGUUUAGUUCCUUACACGACCACCGAAUCAGAUGAGAGCAGCACUGACGAUGACGUCGAGGUGGACCGGCGAAAGAGUACCACUUUAUCGGCGUCCUCGUCCUCCACUUUUGCACGUCCCACUUUGACGGAAGUGACGAAAAAGUUGGAGAUCGACUGUGGCACAAGCCACCAGCACACGUCGGCUGCGUCGACGUGGCACGUGACUGACGUGUCGAGUCAGCAGCACAGUGCCUCGUCGAUUAGCAGUGUUAGCAGUACGGGCAGUGUCGGCAGUUGGAGUGUGACCGAGAGUGGCAAGAAGCCCUUGUCUAGAACGGCGACCGGAGAUGUAAAUGGUAGUAGUAGCAGCAGCAGCAGAGAGGGUGGUGCAUUGCCGAUCAGCCAGCUGACUGAACAGGAUGUGUUGAGCAGUGGAGGGGGGACGAACAGUAAGUGGAGUGGGGAGAGGAAAGCAGGAGGAGGAGGUGGUGGUGGCGGAAAAAUGUGGGAUGGCUCCCGUGGCGGGGAUACUGUCAACGACCUCCUCAAAAUGUCGCAUCGUGGAUAUGGCGGCAAUAGUACUGUGACAACAUGGGAAGGAGGCAGGAGCCAACUGGAUGAGGAGCUAGACAAAGACAAAAGCAACGAACAAAGAAAGCUGAAACGCAACUACUAUCACAAUAACAGCUAUGACGACGAAUUGGACAGAGGAAAGGUGAAAAAAGUGAAGUACAACAACAACAACAACAACAGUAGCAAUGGCGGCGGUCAGCGCUACAAUCCGUUCCAGGAUCACCAGAAUCGCAAACUCAGCAACAACAACAACGGCUGGUACGGCAACAACAAAAGGCCAUUUUACCGCAACAACAGCCUGGACAGGUUCCGCAACAACAAUCGCAAUGGCAACAACAAUUCGUCCUAUCAUCGUAACAACAACGGCUUCAAUAGGUGGCGGCAUUGACAACAACAUGCCGAUCCUGCCAACAACAUUUGUUUGGCUUACUAGUCAGCUGUUGUGUCUUGGCUGCUACGAUUUUGUCGUCACUGCCAACAUUCCUCACAACACCAAUGUAAUGGCAAUGCAUCAAUGCUAUCAUUUCGACUGAUGCUGACAGUUGGCACUCACUGUAGUAGAACUCCUCUAGUCUGGCAACCUGGAGGGGACGGAAUUGUGUACGUGAAUUAGUAGGAUUUGAACUGUCACACGGUUAUUGUGAUUGGUUCCAAUAAAACCAGGGCUGAUGGAUAAAUGCUGGUGUGUGAGUGUGUGUGUGUGCACACACAGAGUGGUCAGGUGUUGCGAGCUCUAGUGGUCUUGGGGCCUGGACACGCAGAGAGUGAUCUGCGAACAGAGUGGUUUUAGCAGGAUAUAGAUAUAGAUAUAUAUAAUAAAAAGGAAGACUUGUCUUAUACAAGUACGGAAUGGGAAAUUCACAAAUGACGCGUCAUCACGUCUGAACUAGCUACUGGACUGAUUAACUAGAAAAUUUUGCAUAUUUAUUCUUAAUUCACCGAGGAUGGUUAUAGUUCUAUUUUGAAUUCUUCAAGAUUCCAGUAGGUCAAGUUUUCAGUUUGUCAAGUUUUUAAUUAGACCCUUGCGGAGCACGGGUUACCUGCUAGUCUAAUAAUACCCAGUUAUUAAAUAAUUCCCAGUCGUAUAGUGAUAGAUUCGUAAGACCGCUCUGAUCGCAUAUUGUAGAUCGCAGAUUGCUCUUUGUGAGCCCAGGCCCUUGACUAGAUGAGACUAGGCCCUAGGUAAAGGAUAUGUUGGUACAGGUUUUCGUGAGGUGAUAAAAUAGGAUAGCCUAUCUCGUCUCAUCUCAGUACAAAAUGAAGGCUAUGUUAUUGCAACUUAUGAAAAUAGUAUCAAGACUUCAAUUUCAUGAAUAAAACUUUCUCUCAAAUUUCAUUAAGAGAAGCAAUCCCAGCUUGCGUAACAAUCUUAAAAUUAUACGUAUAUCAAAUGUAUAUAAGUGAAUAAAGUAGGAUUAUCGACGCGACGAACUAGAGGGGUUCUACUGUAUCAGUCGAGACCCUGUUUUAACAAACUUGAAAUGCCUGAUUCUACGGUUUAUAGAAAGAGCAAAUUUGAUAUUGUUGAUUUUCCUUCAUCUUGAGACUAUAUUUUUGCGUAAGUCUUCAAGUUUUGUGGGACAGAAUCUUGAUAAUGUAACUGGGCUUUAGGGUUUCUCGACUCAUAUUAAUAUGAUUGGUUAAUCUAUAAGCAUCGUGUGGUGAUAGAUUGAUUGAUUUUACUCUAAAUAAAGCAAGUUGAGACUUGGACAAUAUAUCAGUGUUGCCAAAUAGUGCGAAAUUUAAUUCUUCACAUGCAAGAAUAUAAUGUGGCAAUAUAUUCUUGGCAACUCUGCAUCGACUCUUUUAUAACAACUACUUUUCUACUGUUUGUUCAUCCUAUUGGUUAAUAUUGAUAAUCCUAGGUAAUCGGGUUUAAUGGUUCAUGUUUGAAUGUUAAUUUGCUGAAUGAUAAUGCAAUUCACAAUAAUUGAUAUCUAUUGCAGGUUAAUUAAGAAUCUGGCACUUCGCUGCUGCGACAUUUCAACUCUUUUGCGUACAACACUAUUGAUAUUAUUAUUAUUAUUGUACUAAUCGAUUAUCGCCAAGUGAACCAUCUUGUCUAUUUGUUUCAAGACAAGGGACCGGAUUCACCAGCAAUGUGUUCUACACUUCUGUCCCAGUAGUGUGAUAUUGCAGAUGUAUUUUCAUGUUUUUAUAUCAUUAUUCAUAAAUACACUUGAGCAUUUUUUUUGUACUGAUUGAUUGAUUUGUCGAGUUGAACAUUUGAAAUAGAGGGAUUCUACUUUCUUCCCUACUUUUUUUACUCAGUUUCCUUUGAAAUUUUCCGUGGAGACCAUACCACGAAUAUAAUCUUUUAAACUAGUUUCCCACCUCUAAGGCGACCCAAGAUCAACCACUGCAUCGUGCACUGGCAAUAGAGGGUAUUGGAGAAGGAAGAUCUAUAGAGACUAUAAGAAAUCUGUAGACACUUGAAAGACCAUAUUCGUGGUAUAAUAUCCACGGAAAAUUAUAGUAAUUUAGUAAAAAAAUAGGAAAGGAAGUCGAAUCCCUUUAUUUCAAAUUUUCAAUUCAAGAAAUAAGAUAAUACAAUGAAAAGUGUUGAACACAAAAGAGUUAAUGUUUUCUAAUUGAAUACAUCCAGCAUGGGCCUGCAUAAAAAGUUUGAAAUUUCGCACAAUUUGGCAACACUGAUGCUUUUUUCCAAGUCUUAAAUUGUUUUAUUCAGAGUGAAAGUAUGAUUCCUUAGUAUGGUGAUGAAGAUUAAGAAUCUUUUCAUGGUAGAAGUUGGUGUAAUUGAUUGUAUAAUAUGAAAGAUGACUGUGUGAUGUUGGUACAUGAAAUACCAGGCCUGAAUCAGGAAUCGUACGUGGUAAAUGGUAAAUGCUGUCGCUUUUCAGUUUCCAAUACAACAAACUGAUGCAUUGUUUGUUUGUAUAAGUUGUCCAAAUAUGAACAGAUCUUGUCAACUGUGCUUAUUCUAUUCAACACGAAAAUUGUUGAUUAAAUGUCUUGCAAUUUGCUGUAGAAGGCUACACAUUUUUGUAAUGGUGUAUAAAUACUGACUUGUCAAUUCGUAAGUUGUAACCUUUUUAAGGUUACAUGUAUGUUUUGAAGAGGUAAAUUUGGCUAGUAUGCACACUGUGUCCUGAUAACACGUCAGGUUUUUCAACCUGUUAUCAAUUUUUUGGUCAAAAGGCGAACCUGAAUCGUACAAAGCUGGUCAACAUUUAUGCCUAAUUUAUAUGUUGAAUGGCGAAAUUCAACCUUCUGAUUUACACUAGGCCAUAUGCAAAGCAAGUAAUUUGGAUCUAGCUACUGGCCUCAUGAAAAGCAAACUGAAAGGCGAUUUUAGGCAAUUGACAAAGUGAGAAUGAGUUUUUAACUGUUGCAAGAUUUUAACAAAUAUGACUGAAAUAAUAGGGUACUAUAAAACUAACAAACUAUCAACAAAUGUUUCGCAACUUUGCAAUGGUGAUUUUUGUUAUUGGUAUUGUUUCCUUGUUAUUGUAUAAAGACUGAUUUGAAUGGUUUGUCAGUUAGUCUCGCUAUCUAAUGCCAUUUUGUUUCUCUGAAAUUUGUUUUGAUUGUAAAGUGAAUAGAAUGUGUCAGGAGCGUAUGAAAAAUAGAAUACCCUAUGGUAUUUAUUGUAGGGGGCUACUAUCUAUUAUAGUUCAACAAAGUUAUGCUCUGAAGCAAGCUUUGAACGAGUGGUCUGAAGUUUGUCAAGCUUCAGUAGUAAAAUUAUUGUUAUAACUAGUUUUUACUAAAAUAAAACUUAAAUUAAAAAUAAUCAUUUAAACCAUUAAUUCAAUCUAUUUAUUAAAUUUAUUUUACAAAGCACUAUAAUAAUAUAUGAAUAUAUAAUUAUAUAUACUAUCCGACCAGUAUAGCAGAGUCGACUCAAGCCCCGUACACACACAUCGAUUUUUGUUGGUACGAUUUUUUUGCCGUCCUUAUGAAUUCUAUCAGAUCAGACUGAACUUGACAAAAAUCAUCUGUUUAGUCUGUUAGUUAGAAUUUAUAAGGACGGCAAAAUAUCGUUCGAACAAAAAUCGGUGUAUAUGAGCGGGGCUUAAGGCGUUGCACCCUUUAGUCUGCUUGUAGGCUACAGUACUACCGUACCUGGUCGCGGGUUCGAAUCGCACAGAAUCCCAUCGAAUAGGCAUGGACGUUCGAAUAUCUUAGUAAAUCACGCUCGCAAUUUCCAUUACACACGCAAAAACAAAAAGCUAAUGUGGGCAUCAUCCGCAAAUAAAAAAAUGAAAAUAAAAUAUAAUUAUAACCGUGGAGGAAAAACUAGGCAGCGCCCAGUACCUUUUUUCUCUCCAAAAUUUUGAUAAAACUAAUAUUGUCCUAAGUUUAAUUAAUUUAUGAAAUCACACAUCACCACUUCGCCACUUGACUUUCGGUCCAGGAAUAAUUAUUUGAAAAUGUUGAAAGUUUACGUAAAAAAUAGAAUGAAUGUAGACCUACUCCAGAAAACAAUAAAUAAUUAAAAACUUGAGAAUUAUUCUACUUUUUUGAAAAAUGUCAUCAAUAAUAAUUAAUUUCUUUACCAAUGAUACAACAUAAAUAAUUGAUAGUAAGUUAAUACUUAUUGCAUAAAUUCCAUUUUCUAUAUUGAAAAAUGUAUUUAGGCCUACUCUCCAGAUCAAGUCGAUUCUAAGAAUGCACUUUAUUGAAGCGCAAGUUGAGGUUUUCUUAAGGCAGGUACUCGGAAAUACAUCCUCUGCCUUUCUCAACCAUCUACACCUACUUUGAGGAAGUGAAUCAUCAGACUAUUAACGAUUUUUCAAUUUCUAUAAACGGUCUUAUGGUUUUAAAAUAAACAAGAGUUAAGGUGAAUAUACAAUGCACCCUAGAAUUUAAAAUUGGUUCAUAUAAAAAACGUUUUACUUUUAACUAGCAACAACAGAAAUAUCUUACGAUAAGCAACUUUUCAACACGAAAAUUUGCUCAAUUUGAAGUUCAGUAAAGUAAUAGUUUUUCUAACGAUUCCCACAUAAGUUGAAGACUUGCGCCUUGUUGAUGACGUCCAUUAAUAAGCUGUACCAAAUUAAUAAUUGAGCAUAAUAAGUAUUCAAAUAUUGGCAUUAGAAAGUACGAGACAACUGUGUAAAGCCUGCUCUACAUGCAACUGAAAAACCGAAGGCAGAGUAAACUUUAAUGUGUGAAUAGAGAUUUGUGUGGGGAUUUUCGUUGAGUCUUGCCUUUGGAUUUACCGUUGCGUUGGAGCCGGCGUAAUGUCAAGUUGCAUUUGUAUUUGUAGAAGUGGGAAUGAGUGAAUAAUCUUUGAAGAACUGAAAAACAAAUCUUUUUUUGAGCAUGUUGAUAAUUAAAAACUGUUUCUGUAAUGUAAUGCAUUACAUAGAAUGUAAAUGAACUAUUUGUACUAUUUGAGAAAUAUUUAUGGAUAAAGGAGAGGAGCUGAAUGAUGAUGAUGAUGAUGAUGAUGAUGAUAACUACUGGUACUGUUAAAAGUAAUGUACAUUACUUUGAUUCAUGUUUGAGAAUAGAAUAAUGACUAUUAUUGGUUGAGACCAUAGUGAUUGAUAUUCAAUCAUGCCAUUAGAGUUAAACUUCUGAAAGUAUAUUAAUUUGUAGAAGUGGGAAUGAGUGAAUCUAUUAUUAUAUACUGGCUGAUUGUUGUGUAUAGCAGCGGUGUCAAAGUAGAAGUCUACUUGUUUUCCUACUAAAAUAUCGAAUAAUUGAAUCUUAAUUCCUAUUUAACGCAGGGUUCUUAUUGAUUAACUUCAGUGAUGAUUAUUACAAUUAUCUAUGUUUAUGUUUGAAAUUCAAAACAAAAAUGCUUAUACUUCAGAGUUCAAACAUAAUCUAGGUAGUUUUCAGUUGGAAAAUUUUAAGCUAGUUUGUUUGGAAAUGUUAUUUGAAAAAUAUUCAGGAAAUUGUUUUAUAAUUUUAUUAAAAUUAGAGCAUAAAUGUGCUUUCUUGUAACACUGAAUAAUAUUAUCAUUUUUGGUUCGAUAAUCCUUAUAAUGCUAAUUAAUGAUUAUUCACUAGUAAUCUGUAAAAACUUAGUCAACUCUUCUCUCAACCGGAAUAUAUUCUCAAUAGUACUAUACUACAUGCCAUGUACAGUUAAAAUUAUUAAUAAUACGAUGAUGUUAAAUAAAUUAAUGUAAUUCUAAAGUUGAUGUUUAUAAAAGCAAAUUAUAAUGUCUUUGUCAAAUGACUCUUUCACUUUAGUCGUUGAAAUAUGAAUUUAUGAUAAGACACGUUUGUUGUAUAAUGUAUGUACAUUAUUUUUGUUACUUCAAAUUAUUACUUUGGGAUAAGAAGUAUAAUGAUAAUAUCGAAUAAAUGAAAGCCACCUCUAGUUAGAGCACUAUUUGUUCAUGUAUAUAUUUAUUUUAUGUUCAUUCGUUCAGAAUGUUUACUCUUCUUUAUUUGUUAUGUAAUUAUAUUUUUUUAUGCUAGAAAUUAGAGUAUUCAUCGAUUGUAAAUAGAAUCAUUUUGUAAAUAGAGGUUUUGCCAGUCUAUUAAUUAGAUUGUGAUGUUAUUAUUUCACACAUCUUUUUUCCAAGGUUCACCAUAAUGAGUUCGAUAAUAUUGUUUUUAUUUCAACAAUCAUGUCUUGGUAAAUAAGCUAGAUAAUUUUAUUGUUGUCAUUUGAAACUGUCAAUAAGUCAGCUUAAAAUGUAAUAUUGUGUAAUAAAUUUCAAGUCAAACAA
Messenger RNA from Nilaparvata lugens (brown planthopper), 9590 nucleotides. RefSeq names its product ubiquitin carboxyl-terminal hydrolase 36. NCBI's taxonomy places the organism in Eukaryota, Metazoa, Arthropoda, Insecta, Hemiptera, Delphacidae. The coding region runs from base 194 to 3322 and encodes 1042 amino acids. Gene Ontology annotation, biological process: protein deubiquitination; regulation of apoptotic process. Gene Ontology annotation, cellular component: cytosol; nucleus. Gene Ontology annotation, molecular function: cysteine-type endopeptidase activity; cysteine-type deubiquitinase activity. The transcript is spliced from 15 exons. The record is from RefSeq and is a predicted model, not a curated record.